This is a messenger RNA of Nothoprocta perdicaria, 732 nucleotides long. RefSeq names its product RNA polymerase II subunit J (gene POLR2J). The record is from RefSeq and is a predicted model, not a curated record. The coding region runs from base 33 to 386 and encodes 117 amino acids. Gene Ontology annotation, cellular component: RNA polymerase II, core complex. Gene Ontology annotation, molecular function: protein dimerization activity; DNA binding. The transcript has 4 exons. Gene Ontology annotation, biological process: transcription by RNA polymerase II. Lineage: Eukaryota; Metazoa; Chordata; Aves; Tinamiformes; Tinamidae.
CGGGGCGCCGUGGCAACGGCGGCGGCGGGAUCAUGAACGCGCCUCCGGCCUUCGAGUCCUUCCUGCUCUUCGAGGGCGAGAAGAAGAUCACCAUCAACAAGGACACGAAGGUGCCCAACGCGUGUCUCUUCACCAUCAACAAGGAGGACCACACGCUGGGCAACAUCAUCAAGUCGCAGCUGCUCAAGGACCCGCAGGUCCUGUUCGCCGGCUACAAGGUGCCGCACCCGCUGGAGCACAAGAUCAUCAUCCGCGUGCAGACCACGCCCGACUACAGCCCGCAGGAGGCCUUCACCAACGCCAUCACCGACCUCAUCAGCGAGCUCUCCCUGCUCGAGGAGCGCUUCAGGGUUGCCAUCAAAGACAAGCAGGAAGGAAUUGAAUAAAAUAAUCAUAUUAGAAUGGACUUCUAAUGUAGAGUGAUAUGGCUGUUAGCUGAAUGCUUUACUUAAACCUUCAUUGUGACAAAGAUUUUCUAUGUCCCACUCAUUGAACCCACUCAUCCUCUUGAACCAGAUAGGCAAUUUAUCAAGAGGGUAAAAGUCGUGUUUGAUUCAAUGGAUAAUUCAUUAAAAUAAAUUCUUCUUUUCUAAUGGGAACGAUCAGGCAAAUGCUUUUACCAGGCUGUUGACAGGGGUAUGUGUUGGCUUAGUGACUGUACUUGCAGCCUGAGAAGCAGUGAGUGAUAGGGGUACCUGAACGCUCCUAGCACUAUCCCAUUCCCGCUUUUCU